Molecule: messenger RNA, 3534 nt
Organism: Nerophis lumbriciformis (worm pipefish)
Lineage: Eukaryota; Metazoa; Chordata; Actinopteri; Syngnathiformes; Syngnathidae
Source: RefSeq, a predicted model, not a curated record
AUGGCAGGGCUCCACGCUUCUUCGGAUCCGUCGGGACAUUUUCUGGACUUAAGCCGGCCGACGCAAGCCUCCGCCGCCGCGGGGCUCGGCGGAGGUGGCGGCACCCGGCCCUACUUGGAGGUGUCGGCCGGCGCUGCCCGGGGCUACGGAGCCGAGGGAGUGUACAGCAACGGCCGCUACCGGGAGCAGAGCAGCCCGACGGUGGGCGAUCGAAGCCGAGAACCGUCCGCGGAGAGGAGCCAGGGAGGAGCGAACACACCUUGCGGCAUCAUGAAGGAUGGGUCCAAGCAGAGGCAGGUGAGGAAAAAGACAGUCUCCUUCAGCUCCAUGCCUAGUGACCGGAAGAUCAAUAGCACAGCAGCAUGCAUGGCUUUCAUGAUGGAGGGCUGCGAGAUGAAGAAGGUGCGCUCCAACUCGCGCAUGUACAACCGAUACUUCCUGCUGGAUCCAGACAUGCACUGGCUCCGUUGGGAGCCCUCCAAAAAAGACUCAGAAAAGGCUAAGCUUGAGAUCAAGAGCAUUAAGGAGGUGCGAUUAGGGAAAAAGACCCCGGUUCUUCGCAGCAACGGUCUGUCUGAUCAGUUCCCAGAUGAAUGCGCGUUCUCGAUCAUCUAUGGGGACAACUACGAGUCACUGGAUUUAGUUGCCACUACAGCAGAUGUGGUUAGUACUUGGGUAAUGGGCCUGAGGUAUCUGGUUUCUUACGGCCGACACCCCGUCGACAUGGUAGAACCCAUUCAACCCAGUGUACGGACAUCUUGGAUUAGCUCAGUCUUUGAGCUCGCAGACAUAGAAAAAGAAGGACACAUUGAUCUAUUUCGGGCCACUCAAAUAAUCAAGGGGCUUAACCCUGGAAUGAAAGAGGCAAUGAUAGAACUUAAGUUCAAAGAACUACAGAAAGCUAAGGACCAAUAUGGAGAGGCAAUUAACAUGGACACAUUUGUGGAGGCCUACUGUGAGCUCUGCACACGUCCAGAAAUUUUUUUCUUGCUGAUGCAGUUCUCCAGCAACAAGGAAUACUUGGACUGUAAAGACCUGAUGCUAUUUGUAGAGGUGGAGCAGGGUGUGGAAGGUGUAACAGAGGACAUGUGCAGGGAUAUGGUUCUGAAAUACGAGCCGUCAGCCAAAGGCAGGGAACGGAUUUACCUCUCCAUCGAUGGCUUUACGCACUACCUCCUGUCCUCUGAAUGUCACAUCUUUGACCCACAGCACAAACGUGUGUGCCAGGAUAUGACUCAGCCCUUGUCCCACUACUACAUCAACUCUUCACAUAAUGCCUCCCUUCUAGAAGAUCACUUCUGGGGUUCAUCUGAUAUCAGCAGUUACAUUCGUGUGCUGAGAAUGGGCUGCCGCAGCAUCGAGGUCAUCGUCUGGGAUGGCCCUGAUAAUGAACCGGUGGUGUACGUCGGUAGUUCUGUGGCCUCGCAGCUAGCAUUCUCCAAGGUCUUGGAUAUCAUUAACCAAUAUGCCUUUGAGAGCUCUGAGUAUCCCCUGAUUCUCUGUUUAGUUGCUCAUUGCUCCAUCCUUCAGCAGAGGGUUAUGGCCCAACACAUGAAAAAGAUUCUUGGGGACAGACUAUAUGUGGAUUCCCCCAACAAAGAGGAACACUACCUACCCUCACCUGAGAAACUGAAAGGUAAAAUCCUCCUCAAGGGUAAGAGACUAGAACCCAACUGCACUGACCUUGAGGGUGAUGUUACCGAGGAGGAAGAGGGUCUAGAGAUGUCAAGAAGAGUCGGAGUAGAUGAUAGGGACCAACUAAAUGGCCUAGGCUGCAAAAGACUCCGUUUGUGCAAGGAAUUGUCUGAUCUCGUGUCACUGUGUAAAUCGAUUCAGUUCAGGGACUUUGACGCCUCAAAAAGGGACCAAAAAUAUUGGGAGAUUUGCUCCUUUAACGAAGUUGAUGCAAAUAGGUUUGCCAAUGAGUUUCCAGAAGAAUUUGUCUGCUACAACAAGCGUUUUCUCUCCAGAGUGUACCCCACGCCGAUGAGAAUUGAUGCCAGUAACAUGAACCCUCAAGACUUCUGGAAAUGUGGCUGUCAAAUUGUGGCCAUGAACUACCAGACACCUGGCCUGAUGAUGGACCUCAAUCUUGGCUGGUUCCGACAAAAUGGAAACUGCGGCUACGUGUUGCGGCCAGCCAUUAUGAGGGAAGAAGUGUCCUAUUUCAGUGCCAAUGCUCGAGAUUCCCUGCCAGGGGUUUCCGCCCAGCUCCUUCACAUCAAGGUCAUCAGCGGGCAAAACCUACCCAAGCCUCGUGGGUCUGCAGCCAAGGGUGACGUGGUGGAACCUUACAUUUACGUGGAGAUCCACGGCAUUCCGGCUGAUUGCGCUGAGCAAAGAACCAAAACCGUGUCCCAAAACGGGGACAAUCCCAUUUUUGACGAGAGUUUUGAGUUCCAGAUCAACUUGCCGGAAUUGGCGGUUCUGCGUUUUGUGGUGCUGGAUGAUGACUACAUCGGAGAUGAGUUCAUUGGCCAAUACACUAUCCCGUUCGAGUGCCUGCAGCCUGGUUACAGGCAUGUCCCCCUACAGUCUCUCACAGGGGAGUUUCUACCCAACACCACAUUGUUUGUCCACGUCGCCAUCACAAACAGACGAGGCGGAGGAAAAGCCCAUAAGAGAGGUAUUUCUGUCAGGAAGGGUCGGAAGGCCCGAGAAUACACCAACACCAAGACUACAGGGAUCAAAGUUGUAGACGAACUUUUCAGAGCGUCAACCCAACCCCUUAGGGAGGCCACAGACCUCAGAGAAAAUGUUCAGAAUGCCAUGGUGUCCUUCAAGGAGCUGUGCGGGCUGACGCCGGCCGCCAACAUGAAGCAGUGCAUCCUGACCGUGUCCACCUGGUUGAUGAACAGCGAACGUUCGCUACGGGUGACAGUAGACCUGAGUGAGACCUACCCCACUAUGGAGGCGCAGGGUCUGGUGCCUGAGCUGCUGCGCAAAGUGCUCAAUGCCUACGAUAUGAUGAUCCAAACCAGCAGAACGCUGAUUGAGUCAGCUGAUGUGGUCUACUCCAGGCUUGUGCAAGCACAACGUGCAGGUCUGGACUUCCACGAGGACCUGCAUCGCAUUGGCGCAAAAGAGGGCUUGAAGGGACGCAAACUUCAAAAGGCCAUGGAAAGCUACGCCUGGAAUAUCACCGUGCUCAAGGGCCAAGCGGACCUGUUAAAGCACGCCAAAAGCGAAGCACUGGAUACCCUGCGUCAGAUCCACUGUGCGGCUCAGUCGUGUGGCCUCAGCAAGAACGGCGCAUCCUCCCCUCAGCUGCCGCAUCAUUCCCAGCAACACCAGACGCAGCCUCCGGCCAAGGCCCCGCCGCAGCCCCAGCUGUCUUCCCCCUCGCAAGCCCAACCCUGGACCGGACUUCAUUCUCCGCUUCCGCUGCUUCAAACUCAUCCCAAACCUCCCGCUUACACCCCUCCGCCUCCCCUGCCGCCGCACUUCCACUUCCAGCAGCAUAAGGCAGCCGCGCCUCUGGACUCCAUUACGGAGAAGGAGACGUUAAGCGAGGAUCCGGCGGGACCCUGCUGA